This is a messenger RNA of Python bivittatus (Burmese python), 4472 nucleotides long. The record is from RefSeq and is a predicted model, not a curated record. Lineage: Eukaryota; Metazoa; Chordata; Lepidosauria; Squamata; Pythonidae.
UUCAAGUAAUGCUAUAAAGUAUAUUUGUGCAGCUUUAUGGAAAAUGAAGAUCAAAUAUGCAUGAAACUCAUUUUCAGUCCUUUGUCUUUGUUUUUUCAAUAAGGGACAACUACACUCUUCAGAUCAAUCCUAAUUCUGGACUUUGUAACGAAGACCAUUUGUCUUAUUUCACCUUUAUUGGUCGUGUUGCUGGAUUGGCUGUAUAUCAUGGCAAGCUUUUAGAUGGUUUCUUCAUUAGGCCCUUUUAUAAGAUGAUGCUGGGAAAACCAAUAACUUUAAAAGACAUGGAGUCUGUGGAUAGUGAAUAUUAUAAUUCCUUGAAAUGGAUUCUGGAAAAUGACCCUACAGAACUGGAUCUCAUGUUUUGCAUAGAUGAAGAAAACUUUGGACAGACAUAUCAAGUUGAUUUGAAGCCAAACGGGUCGGAAAUCAUGGUCACAAAUGAAAAUAAAAGGGAAUAUAUAGACUUAGUCAUCCAGUGGAGAUUUGUCAACAGGGUUCAAAAACAGAUGAAUGCAUUUCUUGAGGGUUUUACAGAACUCCUGCCCAUUGACUUAAUUAAAAUUUUUGAUGAAAAUGAACUGGAGUUGCUAAUGUGUGGUCUUGGCGAUGUUGAUGUGAAUGACUGGAGACAACACGCAAUCUACAAGAAUGGAUAUUGUCCAAACCAUCCUGUUAUUCAGUGGUUUUGGAAGGCUGUUUUACUGAUGGAUGCUGAGAAACGUAUCCGGCUUUUGCAGUUUGUAACUGGGACGUCACGAGUGCCUAUGAAUGGAUUUGCUGAACUUUAUGGUUCAAAUGGUCCUCAGCUGUUUACAAUAGAGCAAUGGGGAAGCCCUGAUAAAUUACCCAGAGCUCACACAUGCUUUAAUCGCCUUGACUUACCUCCAUAUGAAUCUUUUGAAGAAUUGCGAGAGAAGCUUCUUAUGGCAGUUGAAAACGCUCAAGGAUUUGAAGGAGUGGAUUAAGUUGGCGCCUGCUCCUGCUUAUUAUUAUCAUUAUUAUUAUUGUUAUAUUAUUAUUAAAACAAAGAUUCUGUUCUUGGAGCAAGUUCUGCAAGCACUUUUUGAUUUGCCAGGCAGACAUUUACAGGAGAUGGAGCAGAACAAUUGCACAGCGGUUGGUUCAUGGAGCAAGAAGCUUCUGUCCAGUGCCGAUGUCUAAAUCCAGCAAUGGGAAAUAACUUCCUUUCACUUGUGGAUAAUAUUUCUGAAAUUUCCACCACAAAUUACCAACUGGUUGAUGUAUACUCUAAUGACAUUUCAGCAGGACUUGUCUAUUUAUGUUGUGCCUCUGUAGGCAAAAGCCCUUAAUAAAUGUUUUACAUACUUUCUAAUGGCAAUGAAUGGAAUUAAUCAUUUUACAGGUAUAGUAUUACAGUUCACGUUUACUUUGGAACAAUGAUUUUCAAGUUUUAUUUCCUUGCAAUUAAAAAACAAUAAUGUACUGGAAGAAUGAGCUCAUUUUGUUUCCUCUUAAUUUGUCUAGACUGUAUGCCAGAAGCAUUCUGUUCCCCCAAAUCUGCUUUUUGUUGUUUUUAGCAUCAUGCUCUUCUCGUCUUUUAGAAUAAGUAAAUUUUUUGUAAGAUAUAUUCUGCAAUUGGAAAUAUUAUCUGAAAGUACCGAAUGCCUUUUUAAAUGCGUGCAUUGUGGUUUCCAAGACAGCAACGAAAGCAAAAUUUGUGAUGGGGUGGAGACAAUAUUUCUACAAAUCAUCCAGAAUAUUUACAGGAAGAUCAUAACAUAUUCCAGCAUGCCAAAUCUCUCCUUCAAUAACAAAAUUGCCUCCCUAUUUCUUAAGUAUUUAUAUGUAUUAUAGCAUUUUUGGUGAUGGGUUGGGGCACUAUUGUCAUUGGGGGGAAAAUGUUUGAUUGUUUGUUGUAUAGUGACUGUUUUACUAAUUCUCUCCUCUUGCAAUGGAGGCAUUUUGAAUGAAUCCUGAUCUUGCUUGAUCUCGAGGCUGUAAAAAGUACUUUUCUGUUUGUAUGCAUUUGUUAGUAUCUAAAUGAGAAGGAUUUCCCCCCUUUAUUUUUGAUUGCACCGAUUCUAGAAGCACUUUAUGUACCACAUGGAGAUCUCUUUUUUUAAAUCAUAAAUAUUAAUGUGAUAGUAUGCCUUCUCCUUGCCCAUGUCUUUUUGGUGCAGUAUCUUUCAGUUGUGAAAUCUGGCAAUGGCUGAAAAAGUACAGAAAAAACUAGAGAGAGCUGAAUUUAGAGAUAUUAGUUGUAUUUUGUGGUGUUGGGCUCCAUCCCCCCCCCCCAAGAUUUAUUUAAUAAAUGCAGUUAUCUAGCCACUUUUAUAACGUAUGACAUGUUGCAUGAAUAAAUGAUAAUGCUUGUCUUGUAAAUGUUAUGUAAUAGUGUAAGAGGGAAAGAACAAACACAGUUUCUCUAAUCCACUGGAAGAGGACUCAGAGCAGAACACAUUUGAUAAAUCACAAAGCUGAUUCAGUGCAGCUUUCCAUAUCUUUGCCUUCAAAUCUAAAAUCAACCAAUGGGUAACAGUCCAACGAAGGCUGCAGACUUAAAUAGACUACUAGGGUGAUGCUAGACAGUCUGCAAACAUCUCCCUGGGCACCCAAGUUUUAAUUUUUCUAAAUAUGUCUUUUAAUAAAAAAAAGAUUCAUGGACCCGUUGGCAUUCAGCUAAGCGAAGGACCAGCCUUUGACAGUGCUCUCUGCCCCCCUGCCCCCAACAAUAUAAUGGUCACCAGAUAGGUUUCACAGUCAUUCUUAGAAAGUAAGACCAGCUGGGUAGCUACGCUAUGACUAGUCCAUGGGUUGGGGGAGGCACAUUUAAAGAAAGCAAGAAGUUGUAGAAAGCAUCUUCAAAGGGAAAACAAGUUGGAGGAAAAUUAAAUCUUUGGUGGCAGCCAUUUCGCAAAUGCCCAGGCCUGCCCUGUGGAAACUAUUUUGUGAGCUGUUGCCUUCAACACCAUCUAAAAAUCAGAAAUGUACUCGCUACCCAAAAUAUAUUGUUCGCUGAAGGUAAUGCCCUUUAUUGAGUAAUUUCCUGUAAGUAUUUUCACAAAACAGGAUUCUUAUUGGUGUUUCCCCUUUUCCUUCCCUCUUUCUUGAUUUGUUUUCUGUCUCUAAAAUGUUAGUACAGCCCAAUUUAGGUCAGAAGGACCUUCUGGCUCAAAGCUGAAGACAAGCAUAUUAAUUGGAUUUCUUUUAAGCUCUGUAUACCUUUCAGAUGUUGCUAUACUGCAGAUGCAAGACUAAUUGAAUUUACUGGAUAUCCAUGGUAGAAUACAGCUUCUUUGUCCUUCCUGUUCUUUCAGCUUAUCUGUGCAUUGUGAAAUGAUUUGAUGACGGUUUACUCUUGCUCUAUAAUCAUUCAGCCCACCUUCAUUUCUCAAUAUAUGGUUCUCCCACCUGUGCUGACAAUAUAUUCUGGUACAUUCUCUUAGAAGUAAGAUCCACUGGGUUCAGCUGGGCUUAGGCCCAGAUAAAUGGCUACAACAGGUUUCCAAGAAGGUGUCUUCCAGAUGUGUAGGACUACAACUCCCAGAACUCUACCAGCAUAGUCAGCCAGAUCAGAAAGGCUGAAAUAUAGGAUUAUUGAAUAAAAAACAGUGGAAAGGGGAGAUGAGAAAAAAAGGAAUACCUUAUGGUGUCACAAUAGCUUGUAAAGAUAAAACCACAUUUUUGGAGUAUUGUUUAAGUAGAAGGAUGGGAUAAAACAUUUUAAAGAAAUAAUAAUUAAAAUAAAUAAGUUAGUGUGUUAUUAAUGGCUACCAUGGUGUCCUGGCUGAAUGGAGAGCUAUUUGUUUUGCUUCAUCUAGCCCUGCCCUGACAAAGUGAUGUAAAAAUGAUUCUGGUGUUUCAGUUAGAUGCUUUAUAAAAAUGGCUAGUCAUCCUACACAGACAUAAAAGGACCAAUUUUGUAACACAGAAAAAUGGUCAGUAAAUAUUAGGAGGGUAAUAGAAAGCUCAGAUAAGCAUAUUCUUUGGGGAAAAAACAACCCACCCAAUUCACCAGAAAAAAGGUUAAUCACAUUGUCAAUUGAGUCAAAUCUUGCUUAUGUAUUUCUUCCCCCUUAUCCUCAUCUGCCAUAGUUUUGACAGCCCUGUUCCUUAUGUUGUUUAAAAGACAGCAGGCAGGAUCAAAGAACCUUGCUGAAUAAGGUCUAAAUCUCUUGCAUUUAUUGGCAGCCCCAGAGACACAAUGGAAGGCAAAGAGAGUGGGAAAAGGGCCAGGCAGAAAAUGACUCUGGUCAUUUAUUAUGAAAUAAGACAAAUAAGGAGUUGCAUAACCUGAAAAGUCCAGAAAUUCUUAACAAUUGUAAUUUUUAAUGAAGCAGAAGAAGGGAAGUAUUAAAUGCAAUUACUCCCUACUCGUGGAAAAGUAUUAACUACUUCAAAUAUGAAUGUCAAUGAAAUGAAUUCAAGUUAGUUUUUGUUUGGACCUCAUCCACUUUCCUUGGAGAUGCCCCUUUAGCACAUUAUUAAAGGUUGUUUAUGGACCUUGA